Messenger RNA from Phalaenopsis equestris, 4290 nucleotides. Its product is annotated as myosin-1-like. Gene Ontology annotation, cellular component: myosin complex; actin cytoskeleton; vesicle. Gene Ontology annotation, biological process: vesicle transport along actin filament; actin filament organization. Gene Ontology annotation, molecular function: actin filament binding; ATP binding; microfilament motor activity. The record is from RefSeq and is a predicted model, not a curated record. Bases 524 to 4267 code for a protein of 1247 amino acids. The transcript has 23 exons. NCBI's taxonomy places the organism in Eukaryota, Viridiplantae, Streptophyta, Magnoliopsida, Asparagales, Orchidaceae.
AAUAGAUCCGGAACUCGGGGAGAAGUAAACCCGUGGCGGUAACAGUGGAAGCGAAGUCCGUUUUCCUACUCAUAGCUCCUUUCCCUUACCUCCCGCCUGCAACUUCUAGGGUUUCUGAUUUCUUCUGUGAUUCUUGCACAUAUAUUUAUUCGGGCAUUUUUGGAACCUGGAAUAUUCUUCUGUAGUACUUUGAUUUUAGCUUUGAGCUUCUUUGGUCGCAGUGUAGGGGAAUUACUUCCUUUUCCCCUUAUUUGUUUUCGAGAUCUCAUUAAUUUAUUAGGAUUGGUUAGGGCUGGGGGAAGUUUUGUUGCGGAGAUUGUGGCUAGAUUUGUUCGUUUUUAAGGCGUGUUUUGAUUUUUAUAAUUUGUUAGGUGUUUCUUUUUUGGAAAUUUUUUAGAAUUCUUUUGGGGGAUUUUAGAAGUUUGGAUUAGGAUUUUGUGUCAGUUCUGGAAAGGUAGGAAGAUCCGCGCAAGGAGUUUAUUUGUGUUUUGAAUUGCUGGGAGGGGUUGGGAAGUGAAAUCGGAUGGCUUCUAUGGAAAUGCCGAGCCCUGGAACCCCUAACUCUCGGAAGAAGACGGCGACGGAGAGAACAGCACCGAUCGCAAAGAGGAAGACAACGCCAGAGAAACCGUUGGCGAUCUCGAAGAAGAAGGCUGCUCCGCAGAAGACCUUCGGGCAGCAGAAGAAGGGGCCAUCGGCGGAUAGGCUCAAUACAAAGUCUCGAGCUGGUCCUAGUCUCCAGUCUUUGCAAUCCUUGCCGAGCGACUUCAGAUUCACGGGUGGAUCUCUGUCCGAGGAGAGAGCGGAAGCUGUUAAUCUCGAUAUUGUUUCCGAAGGCAAGCAGGAUAUCAAUGUUGGAGGUAAUACAGAAGCGAAAAAUAUUGUAACGUGCAUGGAAGAGGAAGGUGCUAAUUUGUGUGUGUCGGCGGAGGAGGAUGUGGAUGGAUUUAUUAAGGUGAACGAUGAAUCGCCGUAUAGUUCAAUAUCUACUGCGGACGAGAGGCCUUUGCAAGAUGACGAGGAGUUGAUAUCAUCUCCGUCAUGUUUGCCGGAAAGCUUUUUGUCUCGGAUUGAUUCCAGAUGGAGUGAUACCAGCGCUUAUGGUUCGAAGAAGAAACUUCAUGCUUGGUGCCAACUUCCAAGUGGAGAAUGGAUCUUAGGAAGGAUAUUGUCUACUACAGCAGCAGAAUCUGUUAUUGCUCUUCCAGAGGGGAAAGUAUUAAAGUUGAAAACAGAGAGCAUUUUACCUGCAAACCCAGAAAUACUCGAUGGGGUAGAUGAUCUAAUGCAACUUAGUUAUUUAAAUGAACCAUCUGUGCUCUACAACUUACAAUACAGAUAUGACCGAGACAUGAUCUAUACUAAAGCGGGCCCAGUACUGGUUGCUAUCAAUCCAUUUAAAGAAGUUCAACUAUAUGGAAGUGAUUAUAUUGAAGCAUAUAGGUCCAAAUCUAUAGACAAUCCACAUGUUUAUGCUAUUGCAGAUACAGCAAUACAUGAAAUGAUAAGAGAUGAAGUCAAUCAGUCUAUAAUUAUAAGUGGCGAGAGUGGAGCUGGGAAAACUGAAACAGCAAAGAUUGCCAUGCAAUAUUUGGCUGCUCUUGGAGGAGGUACCGGGAUGGAAUAUGAAAUUUUACAAACAAAUCCAAUUCUUGAGGCCUUUGGGAAUGCAAAAACAGCAAGAAAUGAUAACUCUAGCCGCUUUGGAAAGUUAAUUGAAAUUCAUUUCAAUCCUAGUGGAAAGAUUUCUGGUGCCAAGAUUCAAACUUUUUUACUUGAGAAGUCAAGAGUUGUCCAGUGUGCACAUGGUGAAAGGUCUUAUCAUAUUUUUUAUCAACUUUGUUCUGGUGCUUCAAAAGCUCUUAGAGAGAAGCUGAAUUUGAGAUGCGUGGAAGAGUACAAAUAUCUGAAGCAAAGCGGCUGUUUUGUAAUUAAUGAAGUCAAUGAUGCUGAAAGGUUUCAUUCUGUUAUGGCAGCUAUGAAGGUUGUCCACAUCCGACAGCAAGACCAAGAUAAUGUCUAUGCGAUGCUUGCUGCAAUUCUAUGGUUGGGUAAUGUCUCUUUUACUGUGAUUGACAAUGAGAACCACGCCGCAGUUGUUGCAGAUGAAGCUGUGCAAACUGUAUCCAAAUUACUUGGUUGUGAUAUUCAGCAUUUGAUGCUGGCUUUAUGUACUCGUAAAAUGAAAGUUCGAAAUGAUACUAUUGUCCAAAAACUCACAUUGACUCAGGCAAUUGACACGAGAGAUGCACUGGCAAAGUCGCUGUAUGCUAGUUUGUUUGAAUGGCUUGUGGAACAAAUUAACUUGUCACUUGAAGUAGGAAAGCGGCGAACUGGAAGAUCAAUCAGUAUUCUUGAUAUAUAUGGUUUUGAAUCUUUUGAAAGAAAUAGCUUUGAACAGUUCUGCAUAAACUAUGCUAAUGAGAGACUGCAGCAACAUUUUAAUCGUCAUUUAUUCAAACUAGAACAGGAGGAAUAUAUCCAAGAUGGCAUAGAUUGGGCAAAGGUUGACUUCGAGGACAAUCAGGAUUGUUUGAAACUUUUUGAGAAGAAACCAUUAGGUUUAUUGUCUCUUUUGGAUGAGGAAUCUACAUUUCCAAAUGGUACAGAUCUGACAUUUGCAAACAAGCUCAAACAGCAUCUUCAUUCAAAUUCUUGCUUCACGGGAGAAAGAGGCAAAGCUUUCACUGUUAGGCAUUAUGCAGGAGAGGUAGCAUAUGACACAACUGGUUUUCUCGAAAAGAAUAGGGAUCUACUACACAUUGACUCUAUUCAACUUCUGGCUUCUUGUUCAUGUCAUCUUCCUCAAAUAUUUGCAUCAAGAAUGCUUACCCAAUCUGAUUUACAAGAAGGCAGUCCCUAUCGUUCUAGUGUUGUGGAUUCCCAAAGGCAGAGUGUUGCGACGAAAUUCAAGGGGCAACUUUUUCAACUAAUGCAAAGGCUUGAGAGCACUACCCCUCACUUUAUACGCUGCAUCAAGCCAAACAACUUGCAACUUCCUUCGACUUAUGAACAAGGUCUUAUACUUCAGCAGUUGAAGUGCUGUGGAGUCCUUGAAGUUGUUCGUAUAUCCAGGUCUGGUUAUCCUACGAGGAUGUCUCACCAAAAAUUUGCGAGAAGAUAUGGUUUCCUUCUUCUGGAAAAUGUUGCUUCUCAAGAUCCUCUCAGUGUGUCAGUAGCGAUUCUUCAUCAAUUUAAUAUUCUUCCUGAAAUGUAUCAAGUUGGCUACACCAAAUUGUUUUUUCGUACAGGACAGAUCGGUUCGCUUGAGGAUACCAGAAAUCGUUCUCUUCAUGGCAUUUUAAGGGUUCAGAGUUGUUUCAGAGGCCAUCAAGCUCGUCUCUAUGUGAAGAAACGUAGGAAUGGAAUUAUCUUUAUGCAGUCAUUUAUUCGAGGUGAAAAGACAAGGCGAAUAUUUUCAGACCUUGUACAAAAACACAGAGCUGCUAUUGUUUUACAGAAACAUGUAAAAUGCCAAAUUACCAGGAAACAUUAUAUGAACAUUCGUAAUGCCACACUUGUUAUACAGUCUGUUAUUCGUGCACGACUUGCAAGAAGGUGCUCUGGAGACAGUUUAUCCUAUUCCGCUGGGCCAUUUGAUGUAACAAGGGAAUCCGAUCCCGGCCAAGUACAAAUCAAAGCAUCCGUUCUUGCCGAGCUGCAAAGGAGGAUUCUGAAGGCCGAAGUCAAUCUCAGGGAGAAGGAAGAGGAGAACGAAGUACUUCACCAGCGACUUCACCAAUACGAGAAUCGCUGGACGGAAUAUGAACAGAAAAUGAAAUCCAUGGAAGAGUUGUGGCAGAAACAGAUGAGAUCCUUACAAUCCAGUCUCUCCAUCGCAAAGAAAAGCCUCGCCAUUGAUGACAUGGAGCGAAGGUCCGAUGCUUCUGUCGAGCAGAGUUGGGACAGCAGUGGCAACCAAAAUGGGGCCGAUAGUGGUCCUCGACCCGCACUUCGCUUGACAGGCAGAGAUGUGAUGGCGGGCCUCAAAACCAUCAGCCAUUUGACAGAAGAAUUCGAACAGCGAGCGCAGGUUUUCGCUGAUGAUGCAAAGUUUCUGGUUGAAGUGAAGUCUGGACAGGCGCAGGCGAGUUUGGAUCCAGAGAAGGAGCUGAAGAAGUUGAAAUUGUCGUUCGAGUCUUGGAGGAAAGAUUACAGCCUUCGGCUACGAGAAACCAAAGUUAUAAUUAAUAAGCUGGGGAGCGAUGAACCGGGCACGCCGAAGAAGAAAUGGUGGGGGAGGUUGCAUAGCUCCAAGCUCAUGUAAAUAUAUGGAAUGGAAGUGGAGGG